CGCGCCAGACGCCUUCGCGUCUCGCGGCGUCUCGGUGUUGGACAGUCUUCGCGACGAAGCCAGUCGUAAUUCUGCGUAGUCGUCGUCGUCAUCGAGAGAACAGCUGCUUUCGGUCUGAACUCCCGAUCACGAUUGAGACGAGAAAUACCUAUUAAAACGGUGUUCGAAAUACGUUGUGACUGUAGUGAACCAGACGUUGAAGAAAGCUGUGUACCGGAGUAGUAGAACAGUGAGCGAAAUUUUACGAUGAACGCUACCGUGAAUUGAAUUAGCAUCGAAAGAAAUACAACGCAUUACUGGAGGUUCUACGGUCAUUUGUUUCUAUGGUUCAGGCAGCCAAUUUAGUAGUAACUUUUUUUUGUCUUGUGUUCAAUCCUGCAGUUCACCGACCACCGAUCAGUACGAACGUAUCCGAAGGUUGCUGCCCGUGCGUGCAAUUUCACAAUUGAAAUUUUAAAGUAAAAAAAUAUUUUUUUUGAGAUUUAUAUAUAUUUUAAUGUCGGUUACAUGAACUCAAUAACCUUACUUUUUUAUUUACGAUCACCCUAACCUCACUUUUUGUGACGGAUUCACAGCGAAGGUAGAAUGUGAAGCGCGGGAACGCGGGUUGCUCGGCCGUGCGACCAGGGGUCAGUGAAGGGUCGACUGGCCGCUGCGGCUGAGGGGCAUGCCCAGGCUGGGGCACGUCGGGGCUGGGGCGAAGACCCUCGGAGUGGCGCUGUGCGCGCUGCUGCUGGGCGGCGCGGGGGCCUCGCGCUGCGAGCUGGAGGAGCCCGGGACAGGCGACGGGCAGAAGGGCCGCGCAAACCACCGAGUGAAGCUGCUGUUCCCGCUGCUGAUAGCCAUCUCGGUGAGGCUCGGCGCGCUCGUGCCCAUGGUGGGGUCGCUGCUGGCGCUGCUCCUGGCUCUCGUGGUGUUCGCCAAGAAGGCGCUCCUCGUCAGCCUGGCCACCCUCGGCGUGGUCCUCGUCGACAAGCUGAGGGCGGCGCCGGCUCAGCGGCCGACACAGCCGCCCCGCCACGAGCACGUCCUCCUGAGGCCCGGCAGCGACUUCCACAGCGAGAAGGAGUACCGCAACAGCGUGCAGUACGGCGACAGUGAUGACGAGGACUACUCAUAGCCCUCGGCGGAGCCAUGACCGAAGUAUCUUCACGUCAGGCCGGUCUGGAGGGUCAGGAAUGUCUUCCUCAGAGCGGAGUACCGCAACAGCAUGGAGUACAGCGACAGUGCUGAUGAAAACUACUCAUAGACAUCGAUGGAACUAUGACUUAAGUAUCUUCACGUCAGGCCAGUCUGGAAGGACGGGAGAGACUUUUACAGCGUGGUGUAUGGCAACAGUGCUGACGAAGACUACUCCGAAUCCUGGUGGAGCUAUGACUGAAGUACCUUCACGUCAGUCGUCUGGAGGGACGGGAAAGACUUAUAAAGGAAAGAGUACCGCAACAUCAUGAUGUACGGUGAGACAGUGCUGUCGGUACCUACUUCGAGUCCUUGGCGAAGUUAUGACAAAUUAUCUUCCAUCGGACCGGUCUACAGGGAUAUGAGUAAAUACCACAGCGGUAAGGAUUUCCGCAACAGCAUGGGGUACGAUUAGGUCUGGGCGGAGUUAUGACUGAUGUAUUUUUUACAUCAGACCGGUCUAGAGGGGUGGGAGCAACUUCUGACUGUGAGAAGGACUCCCCAAACAACAUGGCAUACAGCGACAGUGCUUACGAAAACUACUUCAAGCCCUGGGCGGAAUUAUACUGUCAGGCCACCUGGACAGACAGAAUCAAUUUCCACAGAGAGGAGUACCACAUCAUCGCGUAUGGGGACAGUACAGAUAAAAAUUACUCUGAGCUCUGGGCGGAGAUAUGACUGCUCAAUAAUUCUGUGUGGUAGCUUCUUUGAUGAUGUGAUCGUCCUGAAAGCUGGACUGUACCCGUGUACAAGUUGCAGGGCGUUAACUAUGGCGUGCAUGCGCAGAACACUGCAGACAUCAAAUAGUCUGCUUGUGAUGAAAUUGGAACAGUCAUACGAUGAUGUCACCUACUGUCUGAUCACGACAGUUUUGUGGUAUCGUUCCACGUAUGAUUUUAUGUGCAUUGCUUUUACACAAAUACAUGGGAGGCCGCCAUAUCAGACAAAAUGUUUCAUUGUUUCCUGUCUUAUUUUGUGUGAACCUGACUUUUGAGUGGUAAAGACACAUGAGAAACAUCCAAAGUCACAUUUUAAAUGUCUCUCAGGUAUUGAGAGCUCUUCGAUUUGUUCUGAAAGUAAAGGGGCCUUACAAACCUUCAUUCUCUACUUGCACUGCACUGCUCUAGAUGAUGUGAAAUAAAUAUUUCAAAAUUACAAUUGAAUGAAAACUUGAUUUUGAAGUCAUCUUCACUUAAAUUCAACAUUCAUAUUUAAGUAAAAUUAAAUUCAAACCAUCGGUUAUUGCUAAUAAAAACUCAUUUUAUCAAUUCUAAAAGUUCUGAUAUAAAAAUAGAUACAUAUAUUUAAAAAAAAUUGUUGCACUAUUUUAUUUUGAAAGACAUACUCUACUUUUUUCAGUGAGAAGUAACCUCAAAAAUCACCAGGAGACCGCAAUUCACCCAAAAUAUUGUGUUGGACAAAACAAAACAAAAGUGGCAGAGCAAUAGAUUACUGAGCCAAUACAUCUAACCAAAUUUUGUAAGUUUUUUUUUGUCAAGUGAUUUUUACAAAGUUUUCAGACCAAUGUUAGAAAAUUUCUUACAUUUAUAUAAUUCCGCACCAAUUCAACCACACAGUCGAUUAACACAAUGUGAUGCAGAGACUAUUACAGUAAUGAUCAUGUGUAUUUUGCCAUGGAACAAUUUUUUACAAAAUAUAUUUAAGAUUACUCAA
Bacillus rossius redtenbacheri is the source of this 2853-nucleotide messenger RNA. RefSeq lists its product as uncharacterized. The transcript is spliced from 2 exons. NCBI's taxonomy places the organism in Eukaryota, Metazoa, Arthropoda, Insecta, Phasmatodea, Bacillidae. Bases 668 to 1120 code for a protein of 150 amino acids. The record is from RefSeq and is a predicted model, not a curated record.